Molecule: messenger RNA, 1311 nt
Organism: Psylliodes chrysocephalus
Lineage: Eukaryota; Metazoa; Arthropoda; Insecta; Coleoptera; Chrysomelidae
Source: the annotation of a GenBank genome assembly
AUGGAAAUAAAGAAAAACAAUGAAACAAUGUCUAUGGAGAUAAAGAAAAACUCUAUGGAAAUGAAGAAAAACAAUGAAACAAUGUCUAUGGAGAUAAAGAAAAACUCUAAGCUAGCCUUAUUAUCUUCUUGCUUAAGAGAUUUAAUUUCGAGCACAAGAUCUUCUAAUCUCAAGGUUGAAAACAGUGAUGCUCAUGCGUCAACAUCAAAGUCGGGUUUUGCUGUUGAAGUAGUAAGCACUAAUACUGAUAGUGAGGAAGGCGGAAAUGACAGCAAAGACAACACUCUAAAGAAAAAAAGAAAAUUGAAUUAUAAUCAAAAAUUCAGGCAGGAUUGGCUCUCUGAGUUUAAGUGGCUAAAUAAUUCCUCUUCUAAAUCAAAGUUAGGCCAGUCAUUUUGCAAAGUUUGUAACAAGACUCUCACCAAUAAUUAUUCCCAUUUAAAAAGACAUGAGCUCAACAAAUACCACGAAAAAAAAAUGAAAGCCGCAAAAAUUUCAAUUUCAAUACCAGAGACUUUGUUGAACCAUAGAGAGCCAGAUAAUCUAAAAACACAAAAAGAAUGUGAAUUAAAAAUGCUGGCAUUCAUAGCAGAACAUAAUUUGCCCCUAAAAUUAAUGGAUCAUUUACCGGCAUUUGUUAAGAAUCUUUGCCAGGGCUCAAAAAUAAUAAAAAACGUUCAGUGUGGAAGAACCAAGGCAAACCUUAUCACCAAGUAUGCAUUUGCUAAUGAGCGCAUAGCCCAAAUUAGUGAAAAAAUGAGGAAAUCAUUUUAUUCGCUAAUCAUUGACGAAACUACAGACUUGGGGACAGUAAAAAGUUUAGUUAUUGUUGUUAGGUUCGUAGAUAAUUAUAAGGCUAAAGAUCAUUUUUUAGCUUUAACAGAAUUAGAAAGUGCUAAUGCGGAAUCUAUAACAGAGCCAAAAAUUGCGUACUCUGGCGACAUUCCUAGCUUGACUAAACUUCUUAAUUGCUUUCCUGUUUUAAAAGACAAAGUAAAUAUUGAAGAACUUAAUUUAGAAUGGAGAAGCAUCCCUGACUUAAAAGAAAUGAAAACACAUUUAGAUGACAUAGAGACCUUUUGGUCUCUUUUGUUAUGCCAAAAAGAUGACAAUAACGAUUUUCAGUUUCCAAAUUUAAUAAUUGUUACAACUUAUGUUUUUUCUUUACCGCAUUCCUCGGCGUCAGCUGAACGAAUGUUUUCACAAUUGUUUUUAAUGAAAACUAAACCCAGAAAUAGAAGGAAUAUUACGUAUUCCAUGGUUGUCUCAUCUCUAAGGAAAUCUGAUGUCAACAUUGUUUCGGUGCUGUGA